Molecule: messenger RNA, 1907 nt
Organism: Helobdella robusta
Lineage: Eukaryota; Metazoa; Annelida; Clitellata; Rhynchobdellida; Glossiphoniidae
Exons: 9
Coding region: 63-1007 (314 amino acids)
Cellular component (GO): cytoplasm
Molecular function (GO): calcium-dependent phospholipid binding; calcium ion binding
Source: RefSeq, a predicted model, not a curated record
CCGCUGUUUGCACUCGUGCGAUUUUUCACCAGGAAAUAUUUUAAAAACGGCAAGAAGUAAAAAUGGCGACGGUCAUUCCCAACCCCCACUUCAACUCAGAAGAAGCAGCCAAGAAGUUGCGGGCGGCCAUGAAGGGUGCAGGUGCCGAUGAGAAAAUUAUAAUUGACGUCCUUGUGAGUCACGACAAUGCACAAAGACAAGAAAUAAUAGAUGUUUACAAAACUUUAUUCGGACGCGAUCUGAUAAAAGAUUUGAAGGCUGAGUUGGGCGGCUAUUUUGAAAGUACGGUGGUUGCACUCAUGACUCCGAAGUACGAGUUUCUCGCCAAGGACUUGGCCAGAGCCAUGAAGGGAGCCGGUACGGACGAGACAGCCCUGAUUCAAAUCCUGUGUGCGCACAUGAACAAAGAUCUGAUUGAAAUAAAGAGUGCUUAUAAAAAACUGACAGGACGUGAGUUGGAAAGUGACAUCAUAGAAGAUACGAGCGGGCACAUCAAACAUCUCCUGGUCGCACAAAGCAAUGCUUUCCGAGAGGACGAGGGCCCCGUUGAUUACGACAGAGUGGAGAAGGAUGUGGACGAAAUCAACAAAGCAGCCAAGAAAAAGUUUGGAGCAGAUGCAGAGACAUUCAAUGCCAUUCUAUCGAGUCGUAGUUACAACCAGUUGUAUGCAACGUUUGAACGGUACAAAGAGAAAUAUGGCGAGGACAUUGAGGACACCAUCAAGAAGGAAACUGGAGGAAACCUCAGAGAUGGUCUGCUUACCAUCGUGCAGUACACGAAAGAUCCCAGCCUCUUCUUCGCCAAAUGUCUGUACAAGAGCAUGAAGGGGGCAGGCACCGACGAUCGAACGCUGAUCAGGAUCAUCGUCACCAGAUCGGAGGAUGACCUGGCAUCGAUAGCUGGAGCAUUCUACGCCAUGUACGAACAGCCCCUCUCAGAUUACAUCUCCUCCGACUGCAGUGGCGAUUACAAACGUCUCCUACUGGCUAUUCUGGGAAAUAUUUAAAACAUUUUGCAGUGUUUUAUUUUGCAUGUUGUCCGGUAAGCUAAAAUGAUUAAUUUAUUAAAGUUAAAUUCAAGUCAUUUUUAAAGGUGAAACUAAUUAUUGUAACGCGUAACGAGUGAAUCCGCGCGACACAUUGUUGCAUUGAUAUUGCUUUUGGCAUUGUAUACAUUCUCCUUGUCCAAUUUCAUAAAAAUGAGAUUUAAAAAAUUUUUAAUUUAAAAGAUCUAAAAUUUAUCUGAUUGUAACCUUAAAAUUUUCAAUUAAUUUUCCGUACGUGUUGCUAUAUCUAUUGACUAUUUAAAAUACUUUCCGUUCUUUUGUUUCCAGUAUUUUACAUUAUUCAUUGACUGUAAACUAAAAUUCUUACGUUUGAUAUUCGAUCACUUCCAAUGAAUGUCCGUUUGUCAUUGAUCAAUUUUUGGACUGGCUGGACGUUGUAGCAGCAUGCACACUAACACAGUGGCUGUGUAUUUAAUAGGCAUGUCGCUAGUAGCAGCGAAGCGUUAGUAGCUAGCAGCAACACUUCCACGCCCCAUCAUGCUAAACGAGCGAUCGUCAUCUCGCGAUUGUAGCAGCCUAAACAACUUGAGUUCUCGUUCCACGUUUAUUUGUUAGUUUGCUAUUUUAUGUUUCGUACACAAAAUCGUAGAUAGUCAAUGCAAACAUAAGCUCGCAAGUUCAUCUUAAUAUUGCAAUUACGAACGUAGGUGGCCCACCGUCGAACUCGAACGCCGAUCACUCCUAGCCGUGCUAAAUACGAGAACUGUUGUUAUCCGUAGCUCACAAAUACUAACUGUUUUUAUAUUACACUGUGCUUUAUGUGUUGCAUGCUUUUUAUAUUUCGAAAUUCGUUUCUACAAUGUGAAUGAUGCUUUUUAAAUAGAAUCGUCAACAAGUGAA